Pyricularia grisea is the source of this 519-nucleotide messenger RNA. RefSeq lists its product as uncharacterized. The record is from RefSeq and is a predicted model, not a curated record. NCBI's taxonomy places the organism in Eukaryota, Fungi, Ascomycota, Sordariomycetes, Magnaporthales, Pyriculariaceae. The transcript has 2 exons. The coding region runs from base 1 to 519 and encodes 172 amino acids.
AUGGACCCAACUCUUGCGCGUCACGUAGCCGGCACCAUCUCCCGUUAUGAGCCAAACCCCGAACGACCAGCUGCCUAUAUGGCACGAGAACCCAAAACCAUGAGGGACCCAGGCACGGCCCAGUGGGAUAUGGAAAUCAGCACCGCCGACUUUACCCAGCUCAAGCUCGGCUUCAUGGCCCAGGAGAUGGAGGACAAGUGCUCCGGCAAUGCCAGGAUCGAAUUUUUCACCUGGGAGAAGGCCUUAGGAGAGCAUGGGGAGAUUUCCGUUUCGGAGCGCCAAGCCAAAAAGGAGGCUGAGAUUUUGUGCAGAAUCCAUGCGCACUGCAAGAUCGAGCAGCUUCCCGAGUACAGUCCUGAUAUCUUCUGGCAGGAGGAUACAGAUGAUGAGGAUGAAGAAGUCAACAAGUACAAAGACACAUCAGCUCAAGACAGCUUUGACAACAUCGGACCUCGAAGUACUCUGGGUCUAUUCAGGUACAAGGGAAUUGCCGGCCCUGCCUUCAUUCAGGCUGAUUAA